Helobdella robusta is the source of this 624-nucleotide messenger RNA. RefSeq lists its product as hypothetical. The record is from RefSeq and is a predicted model, not a curated record. Bases 1 to 624 code for a protein of 207 amino acids. The transcript has 3 exons. Lineage: Eukaryota; Metazoa; Annelida; Clitellata; Rhynchobdellida; Glossiphoniidae.
AUGUUGUCGUGGCUGUGGCCAGUAGCUCAACAUUUCUGGGAGCACCGACUUCAAUUUUUCAUCCCACUCUCCACCAACUUCCGCCAACCACCACAACAACAAAAUCACCCGCGACUGCAGCAUCAACAAAUCCACUCCCAGCAGACCUCACCUCAUCCACAAAAACCCGACUCCUCCAUGCCAAUCAAAAAACGCCGGAAAACCCUAACAGAAUUGGGGAGAGGGACGAUCUUUGGUACCACGGUAGACGACAAUAUAGACCUACUAAACAAGGUAAACACGAGGAUCAAUGAGACCAAACCGCUGUGGUCUUCGGACGACAGCUUCAAUCGGCGAACCUUCAUCCUCCAGGAUGGAGGAAACUUCGUCUCCAACGAUGAUGCUGAUAACAACAGCAGCAGCAGCAGCAACAACAACAGCAAUAACAACAACAUCAGCAUCAACAACAACAACAUCAACAACAACAACAUCAACAACCACAACAACAACAACAACAACAGCAUCAACAACAACCAUAACAUCAACAACAACAUCAACAACAAUAAUACUAAUAAUGACAUGAACAGAAUAGCGUUAACCAGGCUUAAACAUAGUUGGAUGUUUGCCAGAAGAGCACGGAAGUAA